Molecule: messenger RNA, 756 nt
Organism: Necator americanus (New World hookworm)
Lineage: Eukaryota; Metazoa; Nematoda; Chromadorea; Rhabditida; Ancylostomatidae
Exons: 1
Coding region: 1-756 (251 amino acids)
Source: RefSeq, a predicted model, not a curated record
AUGAAUCAACGAACAACUGCUGCAGUUCGAACACCAGCCGGAUGUACAACACCGUUUGAAGUGGUAACUGGAGUAAGACAAGGGGCAGUGGCAGGAUCUUUCCUGUUCAGUUUCGCAGUCGACGACAUUAUGCGAAGAACAGUCGACCAGUGUCCUGCCGACAUUGUCUUAGCACCAUUAGGGUGCCCCUUGACUGACCUCGAGUACGUCGACGAUGUCCUUAUAUUCGCGGAAAGCAGUACGAAACUUCAACAUGUUGUCAACCUUGUAUCGAAGGUGGCUGCAGCCUAUGGACUACGCCUAGAGUUUGAUGAGUUCUGUUACCUAGGCUGUACGCUGAAGAACAAUGGCAGCUACGAGAGCGAUGUUCAGCAAAGAUGCGCUAAGGCCACUUCUGCAUUUAACUCCUUAACAAAAUGCCUGUGGUCGACCCCCAUCACCAACGAAGUCAAGCUGCGAGUCUACCUAUCCGCAAUUCGCCCCAUCAUGAUGUACGGAUCGGAGACUUGGGCAGCACCAUCAACGGUUAUGGAGAGGCUUGACUGCACGGAACGAAAGCUGCUUAGACGGCUACUUGACUACUUUUGGCCUAGGGUAUGUCACAAUGAAGAUCUUUAUGCAGAAAUUGAUGUGGUAUACCGGCGGAUGACACGUGGAAGACAUCAACAUUUUGCACCGCCAUCGAAAAUGGCUAAAGUAAAUCGUUUUCGCUUCUUUGGUCAUAUAUUAAGGAGACCGGCAGAUCGCCUUGUUUAA